AGCGGGCGGCUACCCGGCCGAGCUGCACGACGAUGGUGUCUCGACGUUCCGCCCAAGCCAGUAACGGUCAAUUGGCACUCGACGCCGGUCGAUCCGUUCUGAUGUCCCUUCUGUCUCUUGGUUUUGAUAAUGUCACCUUGGUAUCUCCCACGCGAUGCAGCUAUCCCAUACCUCUACUCUGCUUACACCAGGACUCGUUUCCUUUUACCCUUUACCAAUCGGGCUUUUGCCAUCGUUUGUGCUAUCCCCCUCCCUUUUGUGCCCAUUUAUAUCCGCCGCCUAGCUCAUGGUCCCUUCCUCCUUGCUUUUCCUCUGGUCUCCAAAACGCUUUCCUUGCCCUGUUUCUCUCAAUCAACCACACCCUGUCUCACUGCUUCUUCUCUUUCCCCGCGCCUAAUCAACCCACCAAGCUACCGAAUCCACGACGCUCUUUCUUUGCCGCUCUCCUGCUUCCUCCUCCUCUGCUUCCUCCUCCUCUGCUCCCCCUUGUAUCCUCCGUACCGCUCUUGUACAUACCCAUGCGUACAUCCUCACAACUGCAACCGCAACUGCAGCUGCAACAGCCAUCACCACUCUCCCUCUAUCUCCCUCAACGAGGAUGGCAAGAAAGCGAAAACAAAACGACGCAAAGCCGUCUGGAAUGUUAAUAGUACUUUUUUUUUAUUUUUUUUGGAACUGGGGACAGUAGCACCAAUUAUUACUCGAGCUCUCCCCUCCCCCACCCAUUAUUGGCACUCCUCACAUCUCUCUCCCCACCCAAAUGUAUAUUUGCAGUGAAACGCCUGUGAUUUUUCCUCGAUUUUGUUGGGACGUGUCUUCCUCUUCACGCACCCUCCCCCCCCUGCAUCUAUCGUUACUCAUUCUGACCCGAUAACACCCUCGGGCUGUACACUACUGACAUCCCUUUUGCUCGUCAUCGGGUCGCCCGAAGCAAUGUCUCUC
This is a messenger RNA of Polychytrium aggregatum, 942 nucleotides long. RefSeq lists its product as uncharacterized. The coding region runs from base 130 to 777 and encodes 215 amino acids. The record is from RefSeq and is a predicted model, not a curated record. NCBI's taxonomy places the organism in Eukaryota, Fungi, Chytridiomycota, Chytridiomycetes, Polychytriales. The transcript has a single exon.